Messenger RNA from Verticillium dahliae VdLs.17, 1608 nucleotides. Its product is annotated as periodic tryptophan protein. Gene Ontology annotation, cellular component: nucleus. Gene Ontology annotation, biological process: rRNA processing. Bases 1 to 1608 code for a protein of 535 amino acids. The transcript is spliced from 2 exons. Gene Ontology annotation, molecular function: protein binding. Lineage: Eukaryota; Fungi; Ascomycota; Sordariomycetes; Glomerellales; Plectosphaerellaceae. The record is from RefSeq and is a predicted model, not a curated record.
AUGUCCAUGAUCACAUCCGCCACCUGGGUGCCGCGCGGCUUCGCGGCCCCCUUCCCCCAGAAAUACGCCUUUGACGAGGCCGAGUUUGAGCGCAUCGCAGAGCUCGCCAAGCUCCAGCUCGAUGAUGCCGAAGACGAUCUCAAGGAGGCGCAGGACGCCGAGGGCGCCAAGGCUGCGGGUGCGAGCGAGGAGAAGGAGAACAAGAUGAAAGAAGAGAUCGACAUUAACGAUGACGACCUCAAGGAGUACGACCUCGAGCACUAUGACGACGACGAUGAAGAGGAAGACGAGGACAGGCCCGGCCAGGGCGAGAGCAUGGGCAUGUUCGGCAACGCCAAAUCGCUGGCCUACUACGAGUCCAACAAAGACGACCCCUACAUCACCCUUCAGGACGAGGACGAGGACGAGGACCGCGACGACAUGCAGAUCCUGGCGACGGACAACCUGCUUCUGGCCGCCAAGAUUGAGGACGAACUGGCCCAUCUCGAGGUCUACGUCUACGAGGACGCUGCCGACAACCUGUACGUCCACCACGACAUCAUGUUGCCCGCCAUCCCGCUGUGCGUCGAAUGGCUCGACAUUCCCGUGCAAAAGCAGGGCGUCGAGAAGGAUGCGACGGCCAACUUUGUCGCCGUCGGCACCAUGGACCCCGAUAUCGAGGUCUGGGAUCUCGACACGAUAGACUGCAUGUACCCUAAUGCGAUCCUUGGCCAGGGCGGCGAGGGCGCCGAGGAGAAGAAAAAGAAGAAGAAGAAGAAGGCCAAGGCCAACGACGAGUACCACGUCGACGCCGUCCUGUCGCUUGCUGCCAACAGGAAACACAGGAACCUGCUUGCUUCGGCCUCGGCCGACAAGACGGUCAAGCUCUGGGACCUGCACACGACCAAGUGCGCCAAGUCGUACACGUACCACACGGACAAGGUGUGCUCGCUGGCGUGGCACACGACUGAGCCGACGGUGCUGCUCAGCGGCAGCUACGAUCGCACCGUUGUGGCCGCCGACAUGAGGGCGCCCGAUGCCAAGGCCCCACGAUGGGGCGUCGAGAGUGACGUUGAGAAUGUCCGAUGGAACCCCCACGACCAGAACUACUUUUACGUCUCGACCGAGAACGGCAUCAUCCACUACCACGAUGUCCGCAACGCGCCUUCCAACCCGGCGGCAACCAAGGCCGUCUGGACCCUGCAGGCGCACGACGAGUCGGUCUCCUCCUUUGACAUCAACCCCGUCGUGCCCGGCUUCAUGGUCACCGGUUCAACUGACAAGACGGUCAAGCUCUGGAACAUCCAGGCGAGCGGGCCCAGCAUGGUUGUCUCGCGCAAUCUGGACGUUGGCAAGAUCUUUGCGACCAACUUUGCGCCGGAUCCGGAGGUGGCGUUCCGUCUCAGUGUGGCGGGCAGCAAGGGCACCAUGCACAUCUGGGACACCAGCACAAAUGCCGCCGUUCGUCACGCAUUCUCCGAACGCGUCGCCGUCCCGGUCAAGGAGGGUGCGGUGGAAGACAGGACAGUGGGUGUCGACUCGGACGACAGUGAAGGCAGCGACGACGAGGAGGAGGGCGAUAACGGCGCCAAGGCCGACCGAAGCGACGAUUCAAUGGAUGAGGAUUGA